This is a messenger RNA of Colletotrichum navitas, 2634 nucleotides long. RefSeq lists its product as uncharacterized. The record is from RefSeq and is a predicted model, not a curated record. The transcript has a single exon. The coding region runs from base 1 to 2634 and encodes 877 amino acids. Lineage: Eukaryota; Fungi; Ascomycota; Sordariomycetes; Glomerellales; Glomerellaceae.
AUGUGGUCCACGGCUCCACUGCCGUAUUACUCGGCCUACAAACCGAGUCGGAGGCACGAGAAGGCCGCCCCCGGCGACAAAGAUUACUUGCCGCCGUCCUCCAUCAACACCAGACAGCAACAAGCCCCUCUUCCUCUUCCUCUUCUCUCAACCCAACACCACCACCCUGAUCACGUCACUGAUUUGUUCGAGCCUGCUCUUGAUGGACCGCCAUCGCCGGAAAGGAUUCGUUCCCUGAGCAAGCAGAUGAGGAGGGCCUCGGCUGCGGACAAGCACAAGAGCCACGCAACCACGUCCUCUGGCUCGACGUCCUCACUGCUCUCACUCAACUCGGACCGGUCUUGGGAGCACACCCUUGAAACCAUCACCAUAUCGAGACGUUCGUCUGGCCGAUCAACCUCGAGCAACAUGCAGCUCCGAGACCGCCCAGAGAGCGUGCAGCUCUUUGGCAAGUCCAUCUUCAACCGUAGGGCCAAGUUGAAGCGGGAAAGCACCAGCAACCAGAAUUCCUCUGAAACUUCAUUAUACUCCGGUGAGCUUGCCCUUGAUGGCCCGUUCUCGACAACCAAGGACCAUUUCAUCCCAUCCAUUUUCGGCCGUCGCAGAACUCUAAGACAGGACGACUUAGGUGCCACCGACUCGCCUAUGGGACGAAAGUUGCAGAUAUCGGGCCCCUACAACUUCCAACACGUUACUCACACCAAGCGGGACCACCUGCCGGACCUUGAACGGGGCAGCCGUGCCGAGCUGGUGACCGAGUUCUCCGCCAUCCGCGCCGGCCAACGGCCGACCACCGGCCAGCCCAGGGGGAUCGAGGUCGAGGACCUGCACUUUGCCAACUUCUCGUCCGAGGCGCUGCACACGCAACGAGACACCACCGCCCCGACCAGCGAACCUCGCGCAGAGCCCCCCAACCGCUCGCUCAUCAUUACACGGCAUAUAGGCCCUCCCUCAGCGCCUAGGCGGUUGAUCAAACGCACGCGCUCCCAGGAGCAACUUCGUUCGAGCCCGCCGCGGCCAGCGCCCCCGCGGCCGCCCAGGUCGCCCAUCCGCGAGGAGCCCAUGUCCCCAACUCUUCCGGCCUCGCCCCUUCCCCCGCCCAGAUCAUCGAGCCGGAUCGCUACGCGCUACACGGCCUCCCAGGACUCUCUCGCCACCACCGACAGCAACCCGGAACGCCCCCAGAUCAGCACUCCCUUUGAUUUGGGGGCGGAAGCCAUCGAAGCCCCGGUCGCCGCCCAGGGUAUCCCGUCAUCCGGCGAAGGUCUGGAGGCGCUGGCAGACCCCCCAUUCUCCCACGCAAUCACAACCCCCGACGACGCGGCAUGGCCGCUCACUGCCAGCACCAGCUUCUCUUGUGAGGGGGCGUUGCCCGACGUGCCCGAAGAGGAGGAGCAGUAUGUCCCGUCUGGAGAAUCUUGCGGCAGCUUGCCCAGCACGCGGUCAUCCCUCCGAGGGAGCCAGUCGGUGCCUGUUCUACGAAGACUAGCGCAGACGCAAGACGAGUCGGAACGGCCACUGAGCGGCGCGUCGGACACACUGGGCAGCUUCGACAUGUUUGCUGCACAGAUUGCGCUACAGGAGGUCUUGGAGACCGAAGAAGUGGCCGAAGCCUCACUCCCGGCCAACUGGGAGGACGAUAUCGACUACUGCUACGAGCAUGAGGCCGAGGCCAACUGCGACUAUGCAUGGGACCGCCCGUCGUUGGACCUCGUGAGGGACGGUUUCGUCGAGUCAUCCUUUUACGACGACAGCUUUCUGAUAGCGCCGCUGUCGGACGGGUUGAAGCCGGCACCGAGCGACUAUGCGGACAACCUCCCGGCAUUGAGCCCCGCCAGCCAAACGUCUCUGAAUGGCCACGAAGCCAUCACGCCGACCACCACAACGUUGCCUGUGAAGUCCAACUUUUCCCACCCCAGAAAAGAGACAAACUACAGAGGAAACGGGCACCUCCACGUGAGGACGGCAUCGCAAGCCUCGAGCUUCAAGGAGUCGCACGGCUUUAACCUGUCGCCGUCACUCCUCAUCCCCGGGGAUUUCCACCAGCAGAUGCUGGCCGACUCCGACACGGACGCGUUGCCCGCGAACAUUUCGAGGCAGAAGUCGGAUCGCUUUUCGUUUGACGAAGAGCCGGCCUUGACGAUUGAAAUGCCGGGCCUGUUCUCCAGAGACCGCGCCAGCACAUCGACGACCGGCAGCAACUCGUCGGGCCAGUCCAGCUUUACCGGCGCGCGCCACGCCUCUACCAACUCGACGUGGACGGCGCUGACGAGAUACACGGGAAGCACGACAUUCGAGGGGUGGAACCCCAAGGUCGAAGGCAGCGAGCACUCGCGUUCUUUCAGCACCGACGGCCUGUCCGAGCUCGCCCUCGGAUCGCCCAGGGGACAAAAGUCCGUCAUGACACCGCUGCCCGAGUUCGAGGAGGCCCUAGCCACGUCGCGUUCCACAGGCGACAUCCGCGCCGCCUCGGGACGUCUCGACGCCAGUCAGUCUCAUGACCACCUCCCGCUCCCCAAGACGAGGGAGUUCCCCAAGCAGCACCAACGCCGACGCGCGCAAACGUUGAGCGCCCCGCCGCCUCCCGGGCAGUACGCCCUCUUCCCACCCACCUACUGCGGCAACCGCAUCUAA